CUUGCAGCAGACAGAGAGAGAGAGAGAGGGGGGGCUGCAAAUCAGGAGCUCCAUGCAGAGUUGCCUGGGUCUGUGGAAGUACUGCAGGUCACCCGAUGCGAAGGAUCGCACCAUGCUUCACCGCCAGUCGUGCUCGGUGAGCGAGCCGUCCCGGAUCAAGAGGAGCUCCCCGGUGCAGCCUGCAGACGGUUUCAGCGUGUUGGAGCUGAGCUCCGCCAGCGGCACCGCUGCAGGCCAGCAGGAGGAGAGUCCGCUCUGCAGACUGACGGCGUCCUCGCUGCAGCUGGUGGACAGCCUGCCGUUCCAGCCCCAGCUUCACCUGCUCCCGAAUGUCCCGCAGCUCACCGUCACCUCGGAGGAGGGCACCACCCAGGACAGCCUGGAGCCGGACCUGAACGUCAAAGUGUGCCGCAAACUCUCCAGCUCGUCCCUCUCGUCCACGGGUUCCUCUCUCUUCGAGGAAUCCGAAGAUGACCUCCUCGCCGACAACGACCACCAGCACAUCAGAGGAGCUGAGGAGCAAGAGGACGCCAGUCAGAACAAAUCCUGGAAGAAGGCAAAAUCAAUAGUCCACGUCUCAUCCUUCCCGUUCAAGAAACGAUAUUCAUGGAUUCAAUUGGCUGGUCACUCAGGGAGUUUCAAGGCUGGCAAUGGUGGGAGGAUCCUGAAGAAGUACUGUGAAAAUGAGAAGCUGUGCUUUGAGCAAUUGAAAACUGAUUCGCUAGCUCCCUUUGUGCCCCAUUACUAUGGCAUUACACAUGAAGAUGGAGAGUGGUAUAUUCAGCUGGAUGACCUGUUGGCUGAGUUUGACAGCCCCUGCGUCAUGGACUGUAAAAUGGGAACAAGGACGUAUCUGGAAGAAGAGCUGAUGAAAGCGCGUGAGAAUCCGAAAUUACGAAGUGACAUGUACAAGAAAAUGGUGGAGAUUGACCCCCAAGCGCCGACACCACAUGAACACACGAUCCAAGCUGUUCUGAAGCCACGGUACAUGCAGUGGCGGGAGACCCUCAGCUCUACAGCAACGCUCGGGUUUCGUAUCGAAGGUGUUAAGAGAGCGGAUGGCAAAGGCAGUACAAACUUCAAAAGGACCAAAACAAAAGAACAAAUUCUUCAGGUCUUUAUCGACUUUGUCAAUGGAAACAAGAAAGUUGUGCAAGCCUACAUGACGAGACUAAUGGAGAUUCGGAAAGCUCUGGAAACGUCGGAGUUCUUCAAAAGGCACGAGGUUAUCGGGAGCUCCUUGCUGUUCAUACAUGACAAGAACGAGGUGGCAAAGGUGUGGCUGAUCGACUUUGGAAAGACCACCAGGCUGCCGAGCGGAAAGACUCUUAAUCACCGUCUGUCCUGGGAGGAAGGCAACAGGGAAGAUGGCUACCUCCUGGGGCUUGACAAUAUGAUCGCCAUUGCAUCCAGCAUUUUGUGAUGCUGGGCCAAAUUCCUCCUUUUCCCCAUGUUUUCCAUUGGGCAGUAGGAAUAUUGUACGGGGCCAGCCUCCCUCGACCUGGAUGCGCGCUGCUGUUCAAAGCGGUGAGGGAACAAAGAAAGAGAGAGGACAUUUUGGCGAGAUGCAACUGAGGUUUCCCCACUGCUGGUGGGCUUUCUCUUGGGUGACUUUGUGUCUUUAAUUGGACCCAGACUGUGAAUGGGACGCACAAAGGUAUCAGAAUGGUGGAGGUGACGCUCUUAUCUCGUGGGAAAUAUGGUUGCUAUUCACUGUGGAACUGUUACGAAUGGUUACUCUAGGAUUUGGCUUGAAAUAAUAUUUGAAGGACAAUUGCAAUUAGAUUCUGCUCAUGGAUUAUAACUUGUGGGUGCUCUCCUGAAAGAUAAGGUGACUUCCCCUUCACCUCACACCUCACAAUGUCCAGGUCUAAAGCAGAAGUGGCCAACACAGGAAAGAGAAAACGGGGAACUGCAGGCCUGGUGUAUGUUAUCGUAAAAUCCUAGAAUCUACUAUAAAGGAAGUGAGUACUGGUUAUUCAGAAGUAAUUGUCUGAUUAGGCUGAUGCAACAUGGAUUUAGGAUGAGUGGAUAUGUUUGACAAAGUUGAAAGCUUUUCAAGGAUGUUAUGAGCAGAGUUGAUUAAGGGAGAACCAAUAAAUAUGGGGUACUUGGAUUUUCAGUAGACUUUGAUUAAGUCCCACACAAGAUAUUUGUUAACAAUGAAAGUGUUUGGGAUUGGGGCUAUUAUAGUAACAUGGCUUCCAGACAAAAAGUAGAGAGUAGGGAUAAAUGACUCAUUCUCCAAUAUGACAAGUGGGGACCACAAGGGUCAGUGCUAGAGCUCCAACUAUUCACAAUCUAUAUCAAUGACUCUGAUGUGGGGUCAGUUGUAAGACAGCAAAUUCUCUGUAAUCAAAAUUCCAAGCAUCCAGAAUGGGGACUUUAAUGGCAUUAGCAACCAGAAAGGAUUGAUAGUUCUAGAAUUAUUUUAUCAAAAAAGACAACGUGACUUAUCAUGGCCAGAUAUACCAGGAUUUAAGAGUGUCUUGUUUUUUAAAGUGCACCUUCAUCUUGUGGCAGCGACAGGACCAGUUCUCCCAGCAGCCACUUGUAUCCCUCAUGAACCCAGCAGAUUCCCUGUGUGGGCUGGUUACUCUAUUGGCAGGUGCAGCUGACACUAAACCUGAGAGCUGUGAGGAUUUACACAGGCUGAACAUGACAGGCCAGAGCCUGUAGAUAAGUGUGAGGUUAUCCACUUGGAACAAUUCAGGUGCAGAGUAUUUCACAAAUAGUGAGUAGUUGUGAAAUGGUGAUGUCCAAAGAGGUCGAGGUGCCCUUGUUCAUGUAGGUGUAGCCAGCAGUUCAGAAGGUAAACAAUCUUUACUGCAAGAGGGUUUGUGAACAAGAACAAGUAAAGACCUCAUUUGGAGUAUUAUAUCCGGUUCUAGUUGCCUUGCCUAAGGAAGAAUAGAUUUUGAAUGAUUCCACAUCCUUCACUAUAACACUGAUAUACUCCACACCCCUCAUUAUAACACUGAUAUAUUCCACACCCCUCGGUGUAACAUCGAUAUACCCCACUCCCCUCACUCUGACACCGAUACACUCCACACCCUUCACUGGAACAUGAAUCUAUACCACAUCCCUCACUAUAAUACUGAUACCCUUCACUGAUGUUCCCUAUAUUCUCACUAUAGUACACUCCAGCCAUCACCUACACUCCUUGACAUAACAGCCCCGUCUGUAGUAUUGCUGCUAACAGAUGCUACUCCAUUGUAUAAUGCACAUUUCAUGUUGAUUACUGACAUAAAAUCAGUGACUACACUGUUGAUUCAUUGUCUGUGAUUUGGGCUGUUCUUAUUUGACAGACACGAUGUGAAUCCCAAGCUCGUCCUUUACUUUCACUUCCUCAGAGACAGUUCAAAACUGAGUGAUGCUUCUGUCUUGGCUUCCCAGUAAUUUUCUGCAGCUCACUGCCUGGAAAAGGGGCUAUUUCUGAAUAGAGCUGUCUACUUGGAUUAUGCUUUACUUAUAUCCCAUACACCAAGUAUGGAACACAGCAGGGUUUACUUAAUGAGGUCUGAGUGGAAGGAUAUCAUGAGUGUCACAUAACAUGCAAGUGUUCCAUUUCACCUUCUCGCAUUGAUUAUCACUGUCAUAUUUUCUGCAGCAAUAAGGAGAUUUGGGUUAUUGAUGAGUUAUUUGUAUCAUUAUGGGAAAUCUCUUCCAUGUGUCACAUCUCUCGUAUGCAGCUUACAAAAAUAGGAACAGCUAGGGAUGUCAAUUCGUCCCCCUCAAGCAAGUCCAUCAUCCAGGAGACAGUGAGGUCUGAAGAUGCUGGAGAUCAGAGUUGAGAGUGCGUUGCUGGAAAAGCACAGCAGGUCAGGCAGCAUCCUGAAGAGCAAGAAAAUCAACGUUUCAGGCAUAAACCCUUCAUCAGGAAUGAGGCCUCAUUCCUGAUGAAGGGCUCCGGCCCGAAACAUUGUUUUUCCUGCAUCUUGGAUGGUGCCUUACCUGCUGUGCUUUUCCAGCAACACACUCUCAACCCAAGUUCAUCAUUCAGUUAACUCAUGACCAAUCUGUACUACAGUCCCAUCUCCCUACCUACCCUCUAUACCCCUGAUUUACCCUGAUCAAACAACAAUCUAUUAAUCUCAGCCUUAGAAAUUUCAGAUAACGCACCGCAUAUUAGGGAGAUGGUUGCAAACUCUGCAUUUUUUGCAAAUUUUGCCUUUUGCACCAAGCCUGUCCUCAUCUGGGCCCCUUCCUCUUCCUCCGUCUCCAUCUAAAAACAUUUUCCAACACCUUUCAGUUCUGAAGAAGGGUUAUACUGGACUCGAGGUGUUAACUCUGAUUUUCCUUUCUCCAGAAGCUGCCAGACCUGCUGAGUUUCUCCAGCAGUUUCUGUGUUUGUCACAGCUACAAAUUUCCAUUUUUUUGAUGGAAUGAGCUUCCUGUUUUCCUUUUUAAAUGACCUAGACCUUAUUAGGAUCGUGGUUCCUGUGUUCUGAUGUUCCCUCGUCAGAAGAAACUGGUUUUCCUUACAUACCCUGAUGAAUUCCAUGAUCACUUUAGAUGAUUUGACCAGUUCACCCCUCACCAACCCGAACCAAACAGGAUAGCAGCCAGCCUGUCUUCACAAGUUAAUCCUCUCAGCCAAAAGUAUUGUCAUUUCCGGGGCCAGUUCCUGAGAUCUGAUGUCGGUAAACCAAUGUGUAGGACCCUCACUGCCAGCUUCUCCCUGAAAUGGUGUUAUCCCCAUCGCUUUCCUCUGCCACUCUCAUGACAUUUAUUUUCACACAGAGCAAGGUGAGUGUCUAGAACAGGCUGCCAGAGGUAGUGGUGGAGGCAUGUACAAUUUUAUCAUUUUUAAGAAACAUUUAGACAGGUACAUGGAUAGGAAUGAAGGGAUAUGGACCAAACACAGGCAAAUGAGACUAGAUUAAUUGUGAGAACUGGGCAGCAUGGCCAGGUUGGGCCAAAGGGCCUCUUUCUAUGAUGUAAAUCUCUGAGGUUGGCCGAUCCCCCCCAAAGGUUUAUUUUUCUUGAAAACACAGACUGAUCCAAUUAUCCUGCGAUGGCACCAAUUUGACAACCUGCCCAGGUGAAGUCUCACUGCUUGGACUCUGAGCUAGGAUGGCGAUCCAUCAUAAGCCACCUUUCAAUGAAGUUUAAAUCCAGAAUUAUUUGACAGGGAUGUACUAUCAGGCUGAAUGGUAGAAGUCAUCAAAUUCAGAAAUGAGGAGGAAUAAGGAUCUCUCUCCUAACCCACAGUGUUUCCAUUACUGAGAGGGUACCCUGUGAUUUGGCAGAAGCAUGGCAGUUAACGGGUUUCACUCAUGUCAGUUCCCAGACAUUUAAGGCCAUUCAGCCCAUACUGCAUAUGCCAGGUCCCAAUCCCUUGCACUGUCCUUAUGACAUUGUAUUUAUUUUCCUUUUCAAGUACUUACCCAAUUCCAUUUUAAAAGUUGCCAAUAAAUCUGCUUCUGACACUCUCUGAGAUUAUAUAAUCUGGAUCAUACCAGAACAAUUUCUCCUCAUUUCUCCCUCUGAUUUCUAAAUCUGAGUCCUCUUGUCCCUCAUGGCAAUGAAACGGUUUCAACAUAAACAGUUUCAAACACCUCACACCUUGUCUCUUACCCCAUUCAAAAUGGCUGCCAGGAUCGGUAAACAAUUUCUGAAGUGAUAAAUUCUUCACACCCACAAUGAGGGGCACUAUAGCCAGUGUUCUCACUGGAUCCUAAACCUUGUUUUUAAUACUUGCUGUUCUGGGCAAGUGUCACUAGAAUUUAUUGCCCAUCCCUAGUUUUCCCAGCUAACAAAUUGUGGGACCACUUCUAGGUAGUUAACCAAAUUGGUAGGAUAGGGUUUACAUUUCUAUAGCGCCUUUCCCCUCGGUGCGUCCUUGAGCACUUUACAGCCAGUAUAGCGGUUUUGAAGGGCAAGGCUGUGAUAUAGGAAGCUGAGCUAUUCUUCUCAUGGGUGAACUCUUUUGGAUUUUGCAACUAUCCAACAGCUUCCUGGUAACUGGCAUGACUUUUUUUUUAAAAUUGUGCUUGCGUUCUCAAACUGUCACGGCAGGAUUUGAACUCAUGUUAACAGUCCAGAGAAUCACUGCAACACUUCAGAGUUGCUGCGCAUCAAGGAGGAAGCAUUCACAGAGAAUGAGGGAUUGGUGACUCACUCAAAGGAUGGCACCACAAGGUGACAGGUGGAGAGGGUAAAACCUUGGGGGGACAAAAGAGAGACAGUGUGAAUCAGUAGGAGCAGAAAGUAUCAGAGGAGAAAAAAACUGAGAUAUGGAGAGAAAUAAAGUGGAGAAAAGUUGAAAAUCAAAAGCCUUUAUUUUAUAUAACCCUUCAGUACUGUGCCUGGAGUGGUUUGGUCAUUUUCUUCUCUCUGCUGUUUUAGUACCAUAACCUGUGGUCCAUUUUCUCUCUUCUGGGAAUAGAAUUCCAUGAACUCAAAACAAAGUUUUAGGAAAAAAUGCACCCUGAUGGGCUCAAAAGUGUUAACCACAAAUGCACAGUCUCACCCUCCAUGAGGAAUGAAUUUGAGUGCGUCUCUCAAUGUAGAAAUGCAUUUGAAAGUCCAGUUCCCAGUCCUGCACAGGUCAGUCCAAGAAUCAUUCGGGGAGCCACAGCUGUAGUAUUGCUCAGGUCAGACCAUAGUUCUUCCAACUUCAAAAGAAGGCAUUAGAAGUCUCCUGAUCCAAUCCUGUAUGCAUUAUCACUUCUGUAUGUUGUAAGGUGAUAUGGGAUUCAAAGUCAAUGUGAGCUGCACAGAGCUUUGCUGGAAACCAAAACAAAAUCCUGGAAUCUAGCAGUAUCGAGACAUAAUAGAGAAUUUUCUAGUGUAUGUUUCAAGUGGGAAUGUAAAGUAUUCUGAGGAAUCUCUACUGUACGUUACUGAACACUACUGAUAAUUAUUGGUGUGACUUUUUUCUG
This is a messenger RNA of Hemiscyllium ocellatum (epaulette shark), 6887 nucleotides long. RefSeq names its product inositol-trisphosphate 3-kinase A-like. Gene Ontology annotation, biological process: inositol phosphate biosynthetic process. Gene Ontology annotation, molecular function: inositol-1,4,5-trisphosphate 3-kinase activity; inositol tetrakisphosphate kinase activity. Bases 53 to 1423 code for a protein of 456 amino acids. The transcript is spliced from 7 exons. Gene Ontology annotation, cellular component: nucleus; cytoplasm. The record is from RefSeq and is a predicted model, not a curated record. Lineage: Eukaryota; Metazoa; Chordata; Chondrichthyes; Orectolobiformes; Hemiscylliidae.